ACUGCUUUCGGAGUGCAUUCACUGAGCUGUUGCCUUUUGUACUGUGUUACUCAGUUUUGCUUUGGACACCGCAUUUUUGUUACGCGGAGGUUUGGAAGUAACGGAAGGACCACCAGCCGGUACCGAUGUGACGUCACCUUGCCCCGACGGUGGCGUCGUACAUCCAGCACUGGGGCGGUGGCCGGCCGGCCGGCCGGCCGGCGGGCUGGCCUUGGCUGCAGCCGACGACUUGCAUGGCGGGGACGGGGGCCCACUGAGUUAGGCGGACUACAGCGGGUGGAGACAGUCUCCAAUGGAUGGACGGAGGGCUGAGUACUGUUCGAACUGCGGGUCUGAUAUUCGCGUCGAGACUCCCUGAAGAGCGGAGACUGGCAGUGCGGCUAACGCAGGCGGCGUAGCGCAGCGUUCACCGGGCAGAACUGAUCGAGAUGUCGGAGAGUCACGGAGUGCCCGAGAUCCCGUCCGGCCUCCUGUCGGGACUGGUCGAGGUGUCCUUUGAAGACAGGAUGCUGGGCCGCUCGCCCGACGACGGCUCGGAGACGAGCGCGUUCGUCCGCAUCUGGCGCUCGGUGCUGGAGGAGGACAAGUCCGCCGGUCUGGUGCCGUUCCCUGGGCCGUUCACCGUGCUAGCCGCGUCAGAGGACGGUAUGCGACUGGUCGUUCCCUGUGACCUGCCCAACCCGUUUCGCGGCGACCCGGAGUUCCAGCGGGCCUUCGUACGGCGUCACGUGCUGACAGAGACGGUGGAACUGACCGAUGGACGGUUCUCAUCGGGCGGACAGGCGCGCCGGCUGGACGGUGGAUAUAUCAACCUCUCCAUGGACGAGGGGAGGCCAGCGUUCGUCCUGGAUGACAGGCCACCGCAGGUCGCCAGUCCAGUGCCGGAACAGGACCCCAAGGCCACGGUGUACACCAUCGAUAUACCGCUGAUGACGUUUGACGAGAUCAUGGAGGGGAUACGCCGCCUGAAACCGCGCCCCUGGUUCUGCGGGCGACGGCCAGGAUUGGACGAGGGCGACGAGCCGUCGGCGCCGGACCCAGAGGAGAAUCAGUAACGAGCCCAGAGAGGAUCAGUAACGAACCCAGGACAAGAUCAGUGAUGGACCCGAGAAUCAGUGAUAGAUCUGGGACAGAUCAGUGAUAGAUCUGACCCUGGGACAGGAUCAGAGAAUAUGGACUCGGAAAAGCAUCAUUGAUGGUCCCAGGAGAGGUUCAAUGAUAAGCACAGAGUCGCUCCAGCGGGCAGCACCUGAGCAAGGGCAGGGCUGCUAUCUUUCGAUGAAGGCUGCACGCGCUAACUGCUUGGGAAAACUCCCACAAUUCCAGCUCUUAAUUAAUCAAUAACAAAGAAGGAUUAGAAAGUCGAUCAGUUGUAGACUGAACAUACCCGACUAGCGCUGCAUGCCUCAUACGCCGACCGAAUAUUAAUACAUGUCUCCGCGACCUCA
Amphibalanus amphitrite is the source of this 1448-nucleotide messenger RNA. RefSeq lists its product as uncharacterized. Lineage: Eukaryota; Metazoa; Arthropoda; Thecostraca; Balanomorpha; Balanidae. The coding region runs from base 429 to 1055 and encodes 208 amino acids. The record is from RefSeq and is a predicted model, not a curated record. The transcript has 2 exons.